UGCGGCUGAAACGAAGUGAAGUUGGUUAAUGCGUACACAAUUUUUUCUGUAGUAAACAAAACAGUCCUGCUGCCAAAAGCAAUGAACAAAAUAUCCAACAAAUGAUUUAUAGAAUUAGAAAUUUACAAUCAAAAUGGUCAAAAUACGGUGGAAAAUCAAACAAAUACCAGUGGAAAUAUUUGAUAGUUUCUUAGCAAAAUGUCAUUACUUCAAGAUUUGUUUUCGGUCAUUCACUUAUAAUCAUCACAUGAGCCAGGAUUAUGCUUCGGAUGUAGCACUUGAACCUAUUAUUUGGAUUGUUGAUAAUUUCUCCGGAUUUCUAGGACCGUUUUUUGUUGUUGCUGUUGCUGUGUUGACAUCGGCUGUCGUUGUGAUUGCCCAUUUGGUUGGGUUACCGUAUUGGUGGGAAAAGAGCCCAGCAAUGACGAUAUUUCUCGUGAUAUUCGGCUAUUGGCUACUUAUUAAUGUCACAUUCCAUUAUUUUAUGGCUGUGUUCACAUCUCCCGGCUAUCCACCCGACAAGCAACUGUAUGAAGCAGUCAGUAUAUGUAAAAAAUGCUUAACGCCAAAACCGACACGAACUCACCAUUGCAGCAUUUGCAAUAGAUGCAUUUUAAAAAUGGACCAUCACUGCCCCUGGUUGAACAAUUGUGUUGGAUACGCAAAUCAUCGAUAUUUUUUCACGUACAUGCUGUACACUGUUAUCGGAUCUCUAUUCCUUAUUAUGUUUGGUGUUGAAAUAGCGUAUAAUGUUCUGUGGCUGGCGGACGAUGAAGAAUGGAGUGAAACAGAACCACUUGAAGGGCAUCCAAUAACAUACAACUUGACGGGUCACAUUGUUCCGAUUAGCGAAAUGAAUGAGUACCGUGACAUCGAAACAACAAAUGAGGCUUUUGAACAGAGUGAAGCGAAUCUAUACCGUAUUUUUAUGCGUCGAUCGCUGACGUUUAUGGCUUUUAUCAAUGUCGCUGUGGUGAUUGCAUUGGGUUUGCUAACAAUGUGGCAUGCGAAGCUCAUUUACCGCGGAGAAACCAGUAUUGAAGCGCACAUCAAUGCCAAAGAAACGAAGAAGCUAGCGGCCAAUGGGAAGCCCUAUCAAAAUCCGUACAAUUUUGGACCAAAGAAAAACUUUCAAUUAUUUUUAGGCUUAGUCAACGGCAGAACGUUCUGGAGACAUUUCCUAUUCCCAUCAACACAUAAACCAGAAGGAAACGGACUGGUAUUCCAAACAAUUAACACGCUGACAUCGAAUAAUUGGCCGUAGCAUCAGCUUCCAUGCAGAUCAUUCGUUAAAAACUAAUUUAUUUAAACACAAUUUUAGAUAAUUUUCAACCAAACAAAAUCUAGCUCAAUAUAUUUAUUGAAUGUAUUUUAACUUUUAACAACACUUCAAUAUUCUUGAAAUAAACUAUAUCGUUACACUAAGAAAAAAA
Sitodiplosis mosellana (orange wheat blossom midge) is the source of this 1433-nucleotide messenger RNA. Its product is annotated as palmitoyltransferase ZDHHC16. Gene Ontology annotation, cellular component: Golgi apparatus. Gene Ontology annotation, molecular function: palmitoyltransferase activity. Bases 134 to 1264 code for a protein of 376 amino acids. Lineage: Eukaryota; Metazoa; Arthropoda; Insecta; Diptera; Cecidomyiidae. The transcript has 8 exons. The record is from RefSeq and is a predicted model, not a curated record. Gene Ontology annotation, biological process: protein palmitoylation.